GAAGUUAUCAGGCAGGACUGUUCCUUACUUCAGACUGAAGGCGGGACUUCCGGUUCCUUCCUACACUUCCGGUUUACACGCUCCUAUGUUUACAUGACUGUGUAGGAAUGUCUCUGUCUCUUUGACUAUAUCAUGUUUAGUCACCUUGCCUGGAAAGAGCAAAGAAUAGAGGGGACUGGGGAACAGGAGGGGAGUUGUGUCCUGCCUGUAACUCCCUCCCCUGUGUCCCUGGCAUUGUCCCUCCCCUGCACUCACAUCUCCAGCCUGGGCUACUGGAUGCUGUAGAGAUGCCGUUCCCCGGUGCCACAUUGGGUGCUGAGCCCCACACUGACCUGUCGCUAUUUAAGAGGGAAGAGGAUGCAGUUCCUGUGACCGAGACAGAACUUGAAUUAUUACAGAUAAAGAUAAAGGAAGAAGAACCGGACCCUGAGGACCAUCAGACUCCAAUGGAAAGCUCAGCAGCUCCACUUACUGAUGGGGGCUCCCUAGAGGCAGAGCCAGGGAUAUUGCAGAUAAAGAUAGAGAAGGAAGACCCUGACUCAGAAGUGCCACUUACUGACUGGGGCUCCUCUGUGCCACCAACAGAUAUGGCCCCGAAAGAAGAACCAGACUCCAGAGAAGAUCUGCUCAAAGCCGAAAGCUCAGAACUUCCAUUUACUGAUACAGACAAUGAGAAGUUACAGAGCUAUGAAGACCAGAAACCACUGAACAACUUGAAGUCCAGCACUAAUCCUGAUAAAUACGCUGCACCAUCUCCACCAUCUGACUGUGCCAAUUGUACCUGUGGCCAAAGCAGCGAUCUCCUGGCCCACACCUGUACUCAGCCUGGGAAUGUUACCGACAGCCAGAUACACAGGGAACCAAAGAAGAAGGGAUUUAGCUGCUCAGAGUGUGGGAAGUGUUUUAAAACUAAAUACUGUUUAAAGGGACAUCGGAUGAUGCACAGAGUGAAGAACCCAUUCACUUGUACAGAAUGUGGAAAGCGCUUCAGAUAUAAACCCCAUCUGCAGAGUCAUCAGAUGGUUCACACAGGGGAGAAACCAUUCACAUGUACAGAAUGUGGGAAGAGAUUCCCAACAAAGAGGGCACUUGACUGCCAUCUUCGACUUCACACAGGAGAAACCCCUUUCACUUGCACAGAAUGUGGGAAAAGCUUCUGUAACAAGGGCAGCCUUCGUCUGCACCGUAAAGUUCACACUGGGGAGAAACCUUUCAAAUGUACAGAAUGUGGCAAAGAGUUUGCUUUAAAGAACAGUCUUGAGACCCACCUUAAAAUUCACACAGGGGAGAAACCAUUCGAGUGCACACAGUGUGGGACAAGCUUCCGCUCGAAAAGUAACCUCUAUAACCACCUUAAGAUUCAUGCAAGGGAGAAACCAUUCAUGUGCAUGGAAUGUGGGGAUUGCUUCUCUGUAAACAGCAAUCUGCUCAGCCACAGCUGUACCCAGUCUGGGGAAUGUAGUUUCACCAGCCGACAAGCACAUUUAAGAGCAUUAGAGAGGCCUUUUAUCUGUACAGAAUGUGGGAAAAGCUACCAUAUUAAAUUUCAUUUACAGGAGCAUCAGAAGACACACACAGGGGAGAAACCAUUUACAUGUACAGAAUGUGGCAAAGGCUUCUCUCGAAAGAGUGGGCUCAAGUGUCACCUUAGAACACACACAGGGGAGAAACCCUACACCUGUACAGAAUGUGGGAGAAACUUUGCUGAAAAAGGCAACCUUCAGAGCCACCACAGAGUUCACACAAUACAUUCAAAUUCUUUCCCAUGUACAGAAUGUGGGAAAAGCUACGUCACCAAGAGCUCCCUUGUAAACCAUCAAAGGGUUCACACUGGGGAGAAACGGUAUAAAUGUGCAGAAUGUGGAGUAGCCUUUGCUGCAAGGGACUCUCUCCAAACCCACUAUAACAGCGAUAGGAACAACUGUGUCGGCCCCGGGCCCAAGCGGCACACAUGUACAGAAUGUGGCAAAAGCUUCAAUUCAAGGUCUAACAUGAAAAGCCACCAAAUGGUUCACACAGGGGAGAAACCUUUCCCAUGCACAGAAUGUGGGAAAUGCUUCAGGAAUAAACUCCAGUUACAUAGACAUCAGUUGGUCCAUACAGAGAAGAAACCCUUCAUGUGCACAGAGUGCGGGAAGGGAUUCUCAAAAAAGUGUUUGUUUGAGAGCCACGUCCGACUUCACACAGGAGAAAGACCUUUUACGUGCACGCAAUGUGGGAGGGGCUUCAGGAAUAAACUUCAGCUACAGAGGCAUGAUAAGAAGCAUACAAAGGGGAAACCCUUCAUAUGCACAGAGUGUGGGAAGGGCUUCACUGCAGAGAGUUUGCUCGAGAGGCAUCAUCGGAUUCAUACGGGAGAGAGACCUUUCCUUUGUAUGGAAUGUGGGAAAAACUUCUCUACCAAGAGCAGCCUUUAUGUGCAUCUCAAAACUCACAGAGGGAAAGCCUUUCCUAUGUACAGAAUGUGGCAAAUGGUUUGCUCUUAAACACCGUUUUGAUAUCCGUCACCUUUCCUAUGUACAGAAUGUUGGAAUAGAUUCCCUACUAAGGGCAACGUUUCCACCAUCAUGCUAGGGAGAAACCAUUCAUGUGCACAGAAUGUGGGAGGGGCUUCAAGAAUAAACUUUAGCUACAGAGGCAUGAGAAGAAGCAUACAAAGGGGAAAUCCUUCAUGUGCACAGAGUGUGGGAAUAGAUUCCCUACUAAGGGCAACAUUUCCACCGUCAUGCUAGGGAGAAACCAUUCAUGUGCACAGAAUGUGGAGAAUGCUUCUCUUUAAAUAACGACCUUGAAAACCCCACGUCUGUUCUCAGUCUGGGGAUUGUAAUUUUACCAACAGACAAACCCAUGUAGGAGCAGCAGAGGGGCAUUUAUCUGUGUACAGUGUGGGCAGCGCUACCAAAAGUAACCUUAUUUAGAGUAUUAGAAGAUCCAUACAGGGGAGAAACCAUUCACAUGUACAGAAUGUUGGAAAUGUUUUCAUUGGAAGCAUUUCCUUUCUAACCCCCACCCCAGAGAACUCAUACAAUGGAAGAAACCCUUGAAAUGUUCAUAGUGUGGGAAGCACUUCAAGUCACGUUGGGCCUUCGGUCACAUAUAAAGGCUCACACAGGAGACAAGUAGAGCAAUGUAACUGCUAAUAGUAAUCUCACCCAACGUGGUACCCAAACUAGCACUAAUGCCUCAUAUCAACCCCAAGCUUUUAUCAUUAACUAUAUUUAUACAGUGUUCAGAAACAAGGCAGAGACUCCCAUGAUCAGCAGAAUGGGCUGAAUAGGAAAGGCUGACUGACUGACUGUGAAAGGCUUUUCUGAGAAGAUAAUCAGAACUAACAGACGUUUGGUGGAAUUAUGGGAGAUCACUGCAGGAUGUAAUUGGUGGGAUUAUAAUCAGUAGGACAUUUGGCUUCCCAUAAAGCCUGUGGCCCCCAUUCCUUGCCUGUCUACCAGCUCCUGAUUGGCUUUGCAAAUCACUUCAUAUAUGGAGCGCAAUGGAAUGGAGCAAAGCAUUUGGGGCGCUCUGAUGAGACUCGUAAUGACUAUGGGGAGUGUUUACCAAGAUCGGAGAUAAAUAUCACCGCAACCAAUCAGAAACAGUCACCUACAAGUUAGAAAUAAAAUGCAAAGAUCUGAUUGGUUGCUAUGGGCAACAUCAUUGGUAAUAUUUAUCUCCAGUCUUUGUAAACACGCCCCUAUAACUGAAAUGGAACCGAGGUUGUUUAGGGAACAUUGUAUUGUAUGGAAUUACACAAAGUCGUGAGUGCAAAUGGUUCGAUAGUUACAGUAAAGUGAAACCUUUUGCUCCAGGGAGCGGAGAGUGGGGCAGUUGCCAGAUCACACACUGAGGGGUAAAUGAUAAUCUAAACAGAACCCUAACUUAGGGUGGGGGGGGACUCCUUUUACCCAUGCUUAAACCAUUCCUGUAUUCGUAGAAUUCUAUGUAUAUCUUGAAUGUACUUGUGCUGAUAUUAUUGCUACACUGGCAUGCAUACACGUAAUGAUAAAAUCAGAUUUGUACCCAUUUGUCUCGUAUGAGGGAACUGGCUGAGCUGGAGAGAGGUGCGGGUCUGCAACUGGGACACAAUGGGCCCCAAUGGCUAACAGGAAGCACAGACAGUGCCCAAAGCCCCACUUCCUUUGCAUACAGAACAGCAUGCAUUCUGGGAAGGAAGCUAGGGGCACCCUCACCUAUACAGAAGUGCAAGAAGCGCAGGUUGGCAAAGUACUUUUCACACAACUGACUGUGACAAUUUUUGCGGCUGCUACUGGCUUGUUAUGUUUUGGAAUAAAGUGGAAAAACACUGAUGCAGAACUGCUUUCCCAGAAUUAUUCUUGUUUUGUAUCCAAAGGAGGAGAUUUAGUCUCUGUGUCAGUGUCUCUUUGUGAUACUAAAAAUUAACUAAGUCCAGACAGUUCUGUAGCUGGGAUUGGAUCAGUACCUUCUUCAGCUGUACUUUAUAAACCCCCUGGCUGACAAUCAGACCAUGAACAUGGCUUCCUCCCCAGGAUUAUCUCAGCACCCUACACCCACACUACUUUGGUUGACUAUAUGUAAGGAGCAUUCUGGGUAAUA
Xenopus tropicalis (tropical clawed frog) is the source of this 4572-nucleotide messenger RNA. RefSeq names its product oocyte zinc finger protein XlCOF6-like. The transcript has 6 exons. The record is from RefSeq and is a predicted model, not a curated record. Bases 288 to 2486 code for a protein of 732 amino acids. Gene Ontology annotation, molecular function: identical protein binding. NCBI's taxonomy places the organism in Eukaryota, Metazoa, Chordata, Amphibia, Anura, Pipidae. Gene Ontology annotation, cellular component: nucleus.